AAGCGUAAGCAGCUGUUCUGUUCUUUAACAUUUACAGUAGCAAAUUAUUGUUAUUUUUUAUAGGAAAACUAAAGAAAAAACUAAUAUAACUUAAAAUUUACAAGGUAGAAAUAUUUUUUAUUUUAGGUCAUGUUAGUUUUUAUUUGCCCCUUUGUAGAUUUAAAAAAUGAAACAAAGAACACGCCAACUGAUGAACGGAGAUGACUUGGUUGGUCAUAACAUAAAUAUGAAUAGGUCAAACGAUUCUAUCAACAAUGAAAUACAACUACACAGAAUAAAGCCACAGGAUCAUUUUAUCGAAGCACAGGUACAGGAAGGGGAUACAUUACAAGCUAUUGCUCUACGAUUUCAUUGUUCGAUUUCAGAGUUAAAGAGGAUCAACCAUAUCCACAAAGAUAAUGAAAUAUUUGCGAGACGGAUAUUAAAAGUGCCCGUAACACCGUAUUCAGUACUAACGGAACUUAUACCUACUUCUCAAGAACCUCAGCCAGGGCCUUCAACAUCAAAGCAAGCACUGUCUCAUUUUAGUAUACAUAAUCUACUACACAGUACUACUUCCAAUGAGUUAGCCAAUGAGCCAUUAAAAGAUGGGAAUAAAAGUACAGAUAUUAAAGAAAAUGACUGUUCGAUAGACUGUAAUGCAGUUGUGCUAAAUAGUACAUUAGCUCCAUCUGUUAUUCCUUAUACAGAUUCUGAACAAAAUGAAGCAGUCUCAGAGGACACUCAGUUAUUGCCAAAUAAACAAAAGAUAUCUGUAGAGGCAGUAGUUGUCAAAGAGUUGACAUCACAUGGUGCCGAUUUUGGAAUAAAAUGGUUUCAUUUGGUAUGCUGUAUGCUUAUCCUUGGUGUUGUGAUACCUUUAGUGUAUGUCAUGUUUUAUUUGGAUAAACAUGAACAUUCUGAUGUUCCACCUUUACAUCCAACAUGAUAACUGUAUUCUAGACUUGAUCUGAUCAAAAGCUUUAAGUUGUUGAUAUAUUUUUAUAAAACAUUUUAACACUAAUGUAUAAUGUACAUAUAAGACAACAAUGUGAUGUUAUAAUUAUACACCUAUUUAAGAAAAAUUGGUUUCACUUAUACUUUAAAAAACAAAGUUACAGCCUUCUUUGCAUGAGAUAGGCGCACAUCCUACUUGGUGAACUGCGGUCACCUGCCACAGGGCUAAGUAUCUUGGCUAGAGUCACUCCCUGGAUUGUUUGGAGAUAUAAAAAAGUUGUUACAUUAGGAUGGCUUGAAUAGCAUACAUUGCAAAUGUCAAAUGGACGACAUGAGCCCUCACGACGCCUUGACUCGAGAAAGAAUCUGAAAUCAUAGCCAACCCAGGUUACAAUUUAUGGCUACAUCUCUACUUCCCAUAGGGUGGUUUACAUUAUAAUCAAGCACUAGUUUACUAAGUAAAAAGGACCAAUAGCAAAUUUUCUCGCUCAAAGUGACCAGGAGGCUAGGGCUGGCUCUUCUAGUCUUACAUGGGUGUGGGUUAAAAUAUCUAUUGAGAAAGUGCAAAAAAACUCGGACUUUGUACCUAUGUACCCACAUUACCGAUUCGUUGCGGCACCAAUUUUCGACAACUUUUAGCUGUGGCGGCGAACAAAUAUUUCAUGACACGCCGGGCGUGUCAAGCGCUACAGACUUUACUUGUUUAGACCCAAUUAAGUUUAUUUGACAUCAAACAUAAGUUACAAAUGGAAGGAUACUUGUUUUUAGUGGGUAACUACGUGUUUUUUACGCGUUUUCUUUGAAAUUGAGAGAGUGACUUUUUUAUGAAGAGAUUACAAACCUUUUGUACUAUUUUUUGUUGUUAUAAAAGAAUCAUUUAUAUAAGUAGGUACAGCUAAAUCACCCUGGAAACCUUGGUUUUUAUUAAAUUAAAUUUUCACCAAAUAUUAACAUUUGUAAAUUUCAAACAAUGAAUAACCUUAAAAAAAAAUAAGGUAUAUCUUUCAUUGAUAUUUACAAAUGUUAAAUAUUAUUUAAUGUUAUACAAAUGUAAAAGUAAAGUCGAUCUGAAAACGUCUAAUUAGUAAGAAUAGCAAAACAAGUGUUUUC
Molecule: messenger RNA, 2046 nt
Organism: Parnassius mnemosyne (clouded apollo)
Lineage: Eukaryota; Metazoa; Arthropoda; Insecta; Lepidoptera; Papilionidae
Source: the annotation of a GenBank genome assembly